GCCCUCCCUGCCACUCUGCUGUCAGCCGAGCUCUGAGCCCCGUCAGGCUCUGGGUAAGGACACUCUGCUUGGGCUCUCACUCCAAGGUCGGCGUGGAGUUACCCGGCCAUGCUCAGCCUCAAGCUGCCCCAACUCCUCCGAGUGCACCAGGUCCCCCGGGUGUUCUGGGAAGAUGGCAUCAUGUCUGGCUACCGCCGCCCUACCAGCUCGGCCUUGGACUGCGUGCUCAGCUCCUUCCAGAUGACCAACGAGACGGUCAACAUCUGGACGCACUUCCUGCCCACCUGGUACUUCCUGUGGCGGCUGAUGGCGCUGGCGGAGGGCCCGGGCGGCACGGAGCCCUACCACCGGCCGCUGCUCGUCUUCCUGCUGCCCGCCUGCCUCUACCCCUUCGCGUCGUGCUGCGCGCACACCUUCAGCUCUAUGUCGCCCCGCGCGCGGCACAUCUGCUACUUCCUGGACUACGGCGCGCUCAGCCUGUACAGCCUGGGCUGCGCUUUCCCCUAUGCUGCCUACUCCAUGCCGGCCUCCUGGCUGCACGGUCGCCUGCACCAGUUCUUCGUGCCUGCUGCCGCACUCAACUCCUUCCUGUGUACCAGCCUCUCCUGCUACUCCCGGUUCCCAGAGCUGGAAAGCCCUGGGCUCAGUAAAGUCCUGCGCACAGCCGCCUUUGCCUAUCCCUUCCUGUUCGACAACCUCCCACUCUUCUACCGGCUCGGGCUGUGCUGGGACAGGACCCACAGCUGUGGGCAGGAGGCGCUAAGCUCCAGCCACGGCUACCACCUCCUGUGUGCGAUGCUCACCGGCUUCCUCUUCGCCUCCCACCUGCCUGAGCGGCUGGCCCCAGGGCGCUUUGACUAUAUUGGCCACAGCCACCAGCUAUUCCACAUCUGUGCCGUCCUGGGUACCCACUUCCAGCUGGAGGCAGUGCUAGCUGAUAUGGGAUCACGCCGAGCCUGGCUGGCCACGCAGGAGCCACCCCUAGGCCUGCAGGGCACGGUGGCCACAUUGGGCCUGGCGGUGGCCGGAAACCUGCUCAUCAUUGCCGCCUUCACAGCCUCCCUGCUUCGGGUUCCUGGAAUGUGCCCCCUGCUGCAGGGUGGCCCAGCAGACGGGGGAUCCCAGGCCAAAGAACAGUAAGGUCCCUUUCUGUCCCCAGCUGGAGGGCAGCAGAGACCUAGUCCCAGGGCUGCAACCUGAGGUGGUGGCACAGCUGAGCCUGGAACAAGAGUGGCUAAGGAAGGUCUGAGAGAAGGCACAGGAGACGAGGGACAUCAAGAUCAUCGGCAGAGAGCGAUGGGGACCAUGGGAGGCACAUGUGGGCGACGGAUGUGCUGAGGGUCUGUGAGGGGAGAUGUGUGUGUCCAGGCCCAGGAGGGGGCAUCUGGCCCUCAUCUGGCUGCGUUUCCAGUGCUCCUGAAGUCAGCUCGGCCCAGAACAGCUGACACGACUAACACAGGCCUGCCCCAAUGCUCGUUAACCAGGCCCGGAGCCACCUUCUGCCCCCACCAGAAGCAGGCAGUGCCCGGGGUGCCAGCAGCUUUUUGUGACAGAGACUGUCUGUUUUGGGCACAGCUGUGUCCUCAAGGUGUCCAGGCCUUGGAGGCUGGAUGGUGUGGAUGGAGCACGGGUGGGGAAGGGUACGGGGCUCAAGGGGCGACCCCAGUUAGACUUUAGGAAGCCAGCUUCAAUGCUUUCUGGAACAGAGCAGAUGCACCAAAUAAACUGGACUUGGGAAACACUU
Chinchilla lanigera (long-tailed chinchilla) is the source of this 1744-nucleotide messenger RNA. RefSeq names its product progestin and adipoQ receptor family member VI (gene Paqr6). Gene Ontology annotation, molecular function: signaling receptor activity. Gene Ontology annotation, cellular component: membrane. The transcript has 8 exons. The coding region runs from base 109 to 1140 and encodes 343 amino acids. The record is from RefSeq and is a predicted model, not a curated record. NCBI's taxonomy places the organism in Eukaryota, Metazoa, Chordata, Mammalia, Rodentia, Chinchillidae.